Molecule: messenger RNA, 1646 nt
Organism: Elaeis guineensis (African oil palm)
Lineage: Eukaryota; Viridiplantae; Streptophyta; Magnoliopsida; Arecales; Arecaceae
Source: RefSeq, a predicted model, not a curated record
AAUAAAUUAAACAUCGUCUUUUCGCUGGAAGACCUCAAUCGAUACGGCAGCAAGAAUACUCCUUUCCUUCUCCUCUCCCCUUCCUCCGAUCCCGAAUCCUUCGUCGUCGUCUUCCCUCUCUCUUCUCUCUCUCCCUCUCUCUAUUUCGAACACGAAUCCAAAGCCCUUCUCUAGAUCGCUUCUCCCAUGGCAGCCAUCGGCAACAACAACAACAUUAAUGCCAAGCUCGUACUACUUGGAGAUAUGGGCGCCGGCAAGUCGAGUCUUGUUCUUCGAUUCGUCAAGGGUCAAUUCCUUGAAUUCCAGGAGUCGACGAUUGGGGCUGCGUUCUUCUCCCAGACGCUGGCGUUGAAUGAUGCCACGGUGAAGCUUGAGAUUUGGGACACCGCGGGGCAGGAGAGGUAUCAUAGCUUAGCUCCCAUGUACUAUAGGGGUGCCGCUGCGGCUGUCAUCGUGUAUGACAUCACCAGCAUGGAGUCUUUUGAGCGAGCUAGGAAGUGGGUGCAGGAGCUACAGAAGCAAGGUAAUUCAAACAUGGUGACAGCUCUAGCAGGCAAUAAAGCUGAUUUGGAAGAUAAGAGGAAGGUGACGGCUGAGGAAGGACGCACAUAUGCUGAGGAGAAUGGCCUCUUCUUUAUGGAAACCUCUGCUAAAACUGCAAUAAAUGUGAAUGACAUAUUCUACGAAAUUGCAAGACAUUUACCCCGUGCUCUGCCAGCUCAGAAUCCAACAGGAAUGGUUCUUGCAGACAGACCUGCUGAGCGAUCGCAGACUUCAUCAUGCUGUGCUUAGGUAUACUGUAUGGAUGCCCAACUAACCUGAAUCUUCUGCCAAAAUGAGAUUUGCAAAGCAGAGAGGCAAAGAGGAUAGGGAGAAUGAGUGGAGAUGCACAAUGACACCCUACCCUGUUAUUCUUGAGAUGAAGAAGAUCAAUGAAAAUGUGACUUGACAUCUUGGGGUUGUUGGUUCAUAGCCUGUCUGAUCCCUAUGAUUUGUACAUCGUCUAUCCUCAUCUCCUUUUCCCUUCCCACCUGAACAGGAGAUAUGCCUGAAUUUUAUUCUUUCGCAUUGAAACAGCUGGUACAUGGAAGUUGUGAAUGAGUCUCCAAAAUAAAUCAACUCCAGCAUGUUUUCACCAUAAUUUUCAGCAGAACCAGGAUAUGCUGAUUAAAUUGAAUGCAAUUUAGGUUGCACUGUAUGAUUAUUUACCUUAAACAUCUUCAACUGCCCCGUAUCUAUAAUUAUUUUCAACCGCGAGUCCAGUUGUUUUUUUUUUUUUUUUGUUGAGUAAUAUAGUUAUUCUUGAGUUGAAUGAACUUUUUGUUUCUUUUAUGUUAUUUCAACUUUGAGGUAAUCUAUAACUACACAGAUUGUUGAAGGUGAAACGAAACCGUCGGUCGCUUUUGCAAGUGCAAGACAAUGAGCACAACGAGUUGAAGAUAUUGAUCUGUCCUGCCACCAGCAUUCGGGGAGGCUGUAAUUCCUGUUUCAUAUUCUCCUUUUUCUGGGUUUUGUAAAUGAGCAAUAUCAUGUUUGCUUCACCCAAAGCCUCGAUACGAGAUCGACGAAUUUGUGUAAACAGCACUCUUUAAACUAUGUUGGUUUUUCUUUGAUAUGUGCUUGGAGAAGUGAAUAAAAAUAUUGAA